Molecule: messenger RNA, 2607 nt
Organism: Mytilus californianus (California mussel)
Lineage: Eukaryota; Metazoa; Mollusca; Bivalvia; Mytilida; Mytilidae
Product: non-POU domain-containing octamer-binding protein-like
Exons: 9
Coding region: 114-1835 (573 amino acids)
Biological process (GO): regulation of DNA-templated transcription
Cellular component (GO): nucleus
Molecular function (GO): RNA binding
Source: RefSeq, a predicted model, not a curated record
CAUAAUACCCCAAGCGAACGAACGCCAUUUUGAAAGCAAGGAACACGCUAACUCCAAGGAAAAAGACAAAAGAAUUAUUUCAAGAAACGACUACUACAUCGAAAGGCUUUAAAAUGCAGAACACUACACCCAACAAAACCACCAAUCAGCCUAACAAUAAAGAAGGAAGUGCCUCAAAAGAUCAGAAUAAAGACAACAUAAAAAAAGAAGCAACGCCACAUCACACUCAUGGACAAAAUCACAAUCAAAGAGGUUUUGGAGGAAGAGGACGCGGUGGCAGAGGUGGUCGAGGAGGAGGAGGAAGGGGUGGUGGAGGACAAAUGGGUGGGCAAAAUAGAGGACCAGGUGGAAAGGGAGGUGGUCAGCAUCAGGGUCAACAGCAAUUUGGUGGUCAUGGUGGUGGUGGUGGUCAUGGUAGUAAUUAUGACACAGUCUUCCUACCAGUCAAUGAAGGCCCCAAAGAACAGAAAAAAUUCACUGGAAGAUGCAGACUAUUUGUUGGUAACAUAACUCCGGAUACAACAGAAGAAGAGUUUAAAGAUCUGUUCAAACCAUAUGGUGAAAUCAAUGAAUGUUUUGUAAAUGGAGCUAAAGGUUUUGGCUUUAUAAGAUUGGAUUUUAGACACAACGCUGAAGCAGCUAAAUCAGCCUUGGAUGGACAAGAAAGAAAAGGUCGUCAUCUUAGAGUACGCUUUGCCAAUCAUGGAGCUGCAAUUAAAGUGAAAAAUCUCUCCAUAUCAGUUACUAAUGAACUUUUGGAGCAGUCAUUUUCACAGUUUGGUGAAAUAGAAAGGGCCAUAGUGAUAGCUGAUGAGAGAGGAAGAUCUAUAGGAGAAGGUCUUGUAGAAUUUGCUCGCAAACCUGGAGCACAGGCUGCACUGAAAAGAUGUACAGAUGGUGUUCUCUUGUUGACAGCAUACCCCAGACCUAUAAUGGUAGAACCUGUAGAUGUAAGGGAUGAAGAAGAUGGCGUUUCAGAGAGGUACCUGCCACGACAUGAUUCUAUGAGAAUGGACCGGGAGAAAGAACCAAGAUUUGCACCAAUUGGGUCAUUUGAGUACCGAUUUGCCAUGAAAUAUCGUGAGGUUGAUGAGAUGGAGAAGCAACAGAUGGAAAGGGUUAAGAAAGAAAUGGAUGAGAUGAGAGUCAAACUGGAAUCUGAAAUGGAGGGAGCUAUGUAUGAAUACCAAGCUGAACAGAUCAGAGCAGACUUGAUGAGACAACAGGAAGAAUUGAGAAGAAUAGAAGAAAUGAGAAACGAACAGAUGAGAAGACGACAAGAAUUUGAUUCAAGAAGAGAUGAAGAAAACCGAAUGAUACGUGAGGAAGAAGAGCGGCGACGGGAGAUGUUGAUGAGAGGUGAUAUGGGUAUGAGGGGUCCAGGAGGACCAAGGAAUCAAAUGGAACAGAGAGAUGGAAGAGGCAGAGGUGCUGGUGGUCCCCCACCAAUCCCUCCACCUCCAGUGCCACCCAUGGGAAUGGGAGGAAUGAACCAAGAAGAAAAUAUUCCUGGUGGUGAAGCUGGUGGCAUGGGUGCUCGAUACGGUGCAGGACAAGGUGACAUGGAAGAGACAGGACAUGUGGCUGUAGAUGAAGGUGCAGAACGAGCACAAAUGCAGGCAAGAUUUCAAGGAGGCAGAGGAGGUUUUGGUGGAAACGGAGGUGGUUUUGACAGAGGCAUGGGAAUGGGAGGUGGAAUGCAGGGUCAGGGAGGUAUGGGAGGGGGUUAUGGUGGUAGACCUGGUAUGGGACGGGGUGGGAUGGGUAUGGACAGAAGGAGAGAAGGUGCAACACAAGAAGACUUUGGAGAAAUGAAAAGAAUGCGUAGAUACUGAUUUUUUCAAGUGCUCUAUAUAAAACAGUUAUAUUAGGAAAUUCAUAUCCGACCAUUUUGAAGAUAAUUCUACACAAAACCAAGACUUAUUUUUGUAUUUUUAAUCACAAUAGACUUGCCGUAGGUAAUUCUCGUUUAACAUUUUAUGAACAUUUUCAUCCAAAUGAGAUGACAUCAUAACCAAUUCAUUGGAAGUAUUCAAGAUGAAGUUUUUAAAUCAUUUGUACAUAUAUAUCGUUUUAUUUGAUCACUGUUCCGCUAACAUUAUUUGACGUUGAAAUCUUUUGUAAUAUGUGAAUGUUGUCUCCUACAUCGUAAUUUUGGAACAUGGUAAAUCAUUUCAUGCAUUUGGCAUUAUGCUGUUUGUAAUUUGUGUGUUAGUGAAUGUGUUAAAAUCAAAAUCUCAAGUAUCAAUAUUGAUAUCAAAUAGUUUUGGGUCAAAGCAAGUUCCAGGAAGAAAGAAAAACAUUUGAAUCACAGGUCAGAUGUGUUGAAACAGUGAGUUUGAUAAUGGUAGAAGCUAAGAACAUUUUGAAAUAUAUUUGAUUUGUGAAAGUACCUCACAUAGUAUUUUGUGACGAGGACUGUCUUCAUUUAUUCAUUGUGAUAAUCAUAUCGUUGAAAUACAAACAGUCCUAGAGAGAGAGAGAAAGAAAGUGACAGAAACAAUUUUUUUUUAUGUGUAUUGUAUUUUAUUUUUGUUGACCAUACCUGUAAAUUUUAUUCAUGUCAUGUCAAAAAUGUCAUUAAACCAACAAAAACAGAAUUAAAAA